GUGUGUGUGUGAGAGAGAGAGAUAGGGAGACUCCGCUUCAGCAUGGAUUUACCGCUCAGGGCGAAACGCGCAGCGCUCAUCAAACUCGCCCUGAUGCUCGGCUGUGCCCGGCUGUCAUCCUGCAAAGAUGGCUGUGACAGUCCCCUGGUAUCUAAUCUUCCACAGCCAGCCUUUAGGAGUUCUUCUCAGCUAUCCAACAGCCACGGACCUGGCUACGCCAAACUCAACAGGAGAGAUGGGGCAGGUGGAUGGUCACCACUGGACUCCAAUAAAUACCAGUGGUUGGAGAUCAAUCUUGGAGAAAGGACAGAGGUCACAGCCGUCGCUACCCAGGGCAGAUAUGGAAGUUCAGACUGGGUGACGCAUUACCUUCUUAUGUUUAGCGACACAGGUCAUAACUGGAGACAGUAUCGACAGGAGGACAGCAUUGGGGUUUUCUUCGGGAACUCGAACGCAGACAGCGUAGUGUCCUACAAGCUUCAGCAGCCGGUGUUUGCUCAGUUCCUCCGUGUGCUGCCUCUGCAUUGGAAUCCCAAUGGAAGAGUUGGGUUACGACUGGAGGCGUACGGCUGCCAAUACAAAUCUGAUGUGGCCAGCUUCGACGGAGCCAGCUACAUGUUCUUCAAGCUUGAUGCAGUCACAAGUCCGUCACCCAAAGACUUGCUAACCAUGAACUUCAAAACCCUUCACAACUCUGGAGUAGUGAUGCACAUGGAGGGCAAUCACGGGCACACCCUCACUCUGGAGUUACUCAAAGGAAAACUCUUCAUACGUCUCAGAAAAGGCAGUUUUCACACUGAGGUAUCACUUGGCAGCCUGCUGGACGACCAACACUGGCAUCGUGUUAGCAUCGAGCGACUCCGAGGACAUGUCAACUUCACCGUGGACAAAAGCGCACAGCAGCUCCAACUCCCCGAACACCAGAGUCACUUUGUGAUUAACGAGAUCAGUUUCGGUGGCGUUUUGGCUGACGGGACUCAGGGAGAGAACUCCAGGACGAACUUCCAUGGCUGUCUGGAGAACGUGCAGUACAACGGCAUCAACGUGAUCGACCUGGCCAAAGAAAAUCAACUUAACAUGGUGGGAAACAUCACAUUCGGCUGUGUAGAAGCCGUCAAUGUACCGUUGACGUUUGUGAGCUCGGACAGUUUCCUUCAACUGCCGUGGACCUCGACGCGGGACACGAUGUCAGUCGGGUUGCAGUUCCGGACCUGGAACAAGGCGGGCCUGCUUAUGACCUUUGACCUCCAGCACCAAGCAGGAACCAUGUGGGUUUAUCUGAGUGAGGCGAGGGCAAGGAUGCAGGUCCACAAGGCUGGCAGGGUCAUGGCGGACGUCACAGCAGGAUCAGCUCUGAACGAUGGCCAGUGGCACUCCGUGGACCUGCGUGUCCGCCGAGGUCGUCUGAUCCUGGCUGUGGACAAAUCAGACAUGUCCACCAUCACCAUAGCCUUUCCUGUCGUUCCUGCCAAUCAGAUCUUUUUCGGAGGAUGUCCAAUUACAGAUGAUGGAUGCAGGAAGCCCUCCAACGUCUUCCAAGGAUGUAUGCGCCUCAUACACCUGGACGAGGGACUCGUGGAUCUGAUCAAGGUGCAGCAGAUGCUUGUCGGAAACUUCAGCGACCUCCAGAUGGACAUGUGCGGAAUCAUCGACAGGUGCUCCCCCAGUCACUGCGAACACGGAGGGAAGUGCACACAGUCAUGGAGCACUUUCCACUGCGACUGCGCCGACACCGGCUACCGAGGAGCUACGUGCCACAGCUCUGUUUACGAGGCAUCGUGCGAGGCGUACAAGCACAGAGGAAACACGUCAGGGCUGUACCACGUAGACGUGGAUGGAAGCGGACCCGUCAAGCCGCAGCUCGUCUACUGCAACAUGUCAGAUAAAGCCUGGACGGUGAUCCAACACAAUAACACCGAGCUCACCAAAUUACGGGCGUCCUCGAGGAGGAGCGUUUGGCCUCCUCAGCAUUUGGUCUCCUUUAACUAUUCUGCCGAUGCCGAGCAGCUCGCGGCCAUAAUUACCCGAGCCGAGCGCUGCGAGCAGGAACUCUCCUACCACUGCAAAAUGUCACGCCUCCUAAACACACCAGAUGGCGAGCCUUUCACCUGGUGGGUGGGCCAGUCAGAAGAUGCCCACACGUACUGGGCAGGGGCACCACCAGGCACUAAGCAGUGUGCCUGUGCGGUCCACAACAACUGCGUGGAUCCGGAGUACUUCUGCAACUGCGACAGCGACGUCGAUGACUGGCUGAACGAUUCUGGCAUCCUCUCUCACAAAGAGCAUCUGCCUAUCAGGCUAUUAGCGGUGGGAGAUGUGAGCAGGCCGGGGUCAGAGGCAGCGUAUCGUGUGGGUCCCCUUCAGUGCUACGGUGACAAUGACUUCUGGAACGCGGCCCACUUCGAUAAGGAGACGUCUUACCUGCACUUCCCCACGUUCCACGGGGAGCUCAGUGCUGAUAUUUCCUUCUUUUUCAAGACCUCAUCCUCGAGCGGCGUGUUCCUCGAAAACCUGGGAAUUAAAGACUUUAUCCGAAUCGAGCUGAGCUUGCCGACCGAGGUCAUCUUCUCCUUUGAUGUUGGCAACGGGCCGCUCGAGGUGCGUGUGAAGACUCCUGCUCCUCUCAAUGAUGAGCGCUGGCACCACGUGGUGGCAGAGAGGAACGUCAAAGAGGCGUCUCUGAAUGUAGACCAUUACCCCGCAUCAGUGCAGAAAGCCCCCACUGAGGGGCACAUCCACCUCCAACUCAACAGCCAGCUCUUUGUGGGAGGAACUGCAUCAAGGCAAAAGGGCUUCCUGGGCUGCAUUCGGUCACUGAAGUUAAAUGGAAAGACACUGGAUCUGGAGGAGAGAGCAAAGAUCACACCAGGCGUCCGUCCUGGAUGCCCGGGCCACUGCAGCAGCUACGGGCACCUUUGUCAGAACCAGGGCCAGUGCCUAGACAAGCAUAACGGCUUCAUCUGCGACUGCGGGGCCUCUUCAUACUCCGGUACCUUCUGUCACAAAGAGGUUUCUGCGUUUUUCCGACCCGACACUUCAGUUACGUACACGUUUAAGGAGCCGUAUGAGCUGAACAGAAACGGCAGCGCGAUGUCCUCAUCCAUCUACUCCGACGUGACACUAAAAGGAGAGAACAUAUCACUGAGUUUUCGCACCAGCCAGGCGCCGGCCGUUCUCCUUUAUGCCAGCUCUUACUACAGAGAAUUCCUGGCUAUUUUCCUCAACAGGAACGGUCAACUGGAGGUGAAGUACAAACUGCAAAAUAACAGAGAUGCUGAGGUCUUCAGAUCAAGCGUGAAGAAUCUGGCCAAUGGACAGCUGCACCGAGUGUCUAUCAGAAGAGUCCUGGAGAGCCUUAAUAUUCAGAUUGAUCAGAACGCGAGGGAGGACUUCAACCUAUCAUCAGACGUUGACUUCAAUGCCAUCAAAGCCAUCGUCAUCGGAAAAGUGCCUGACUAUGACGAGCUGGAUGCAGAGAUAACUCGUCUGGCGUCUCAGGGCUUUACAGGCUGUCUGUCAGUGGUCCAGUUUAACUCCAUCUCUCCUCUAAAAGCGGCGCUGCUUCAUCCACACGCCAGUCCUGUUACUGUCACAGGGACACUGACCGAGUCCAACUGCGGCUCAUCUUCGUCAUCGAGUCCCUACGCAGCCGAGACCACCCACUCGCUGUCAGAUCAUGUGGGCACUGUAGGAGAGCCCGUAGUCAAUGCAAUCAGCGGCGACUCGGCUUUGAUUGGAGGUGUCAUCGCAGUCGUGAUCUUUGUGAUCCUCGCCUGCCUGGCUGUCAUGGCGCGAUACUUCUACAGACAGAAGGAGACGUUUCAGACCCAGGCUCCGAAGGGAGGGAAAUCGGAGGACGGUCCUGAAACAGCAUUUAACACUGACCCCAGCGCUCAGAGCGUAAUGAGCGAAAGCCAAAAAGAGUACUUCAUAUGAAAAAGCCUUUCCUUUUUAAGAUCGUGAAACUUAUGGCCAAAUCCAGGAUAGCAGAGGACAGAAAUGCCUCGCUGAGAUUUGACUGAUUGAGCGGUUUUGGCGAAUGCGCUGAAAAAAUGUGGUGCGUCGUGCAGAAGAAAAACCUGAAAGCGGUUAAAUCAAGACAUGAAUAAGAACUCUGUUAAAAAAAUAUAUUCUUCUUUUUUUUUUGUACAUAGGGUGAAAAGUUACAAAAUUUGCCACAAAUAACAGUGUUUCUAAGAUGUGUACAGAAUGAUCUUCAUCAACUGUAAAUAUUCUUUUCAAAUGUACAAGUGGAAAAGAAAUAUCUUUGUAACUGUUACCUUUGCCUUUUAUUCAGGAUUUAUUGCCCCAUUAUGCACUUACACUGGAACUAAAAAAAAAAACUACAAAACACUGAUUAUUUCACACAGUGAGAUCCCAACGAUUGAGACUUGUGCGUCAUUAAAAACGAUUCAAAAUGUUUGAUUACAAACAUUAUUACGAAAGUGGGAGCAUUUUUUUUAUUUCUGAAUUAUAUUAUUGCUUAAAUAGUUAAAUUUAGAAAUGCAUUAUUGCAUUGACCUAGACAUAAUUCCAAAAUCUAUAUUAAAAUUUAAGUUUGUUUCCAGGUUAAAAAAAAAAUCUUAAAUUUAAGUACUAAGUUUCAGGUUUUGAUCUCACUGUGUACCUUAUUGGUAAAAAAAAAAAAAAAAAAAAUUACAGUGUAUCGGAUGCAGUAUGGAAAAUAUAAAUUUAUUUGUGUAGCAUAUAUAAUACAGUAUAUUUGCACACACUCACACACACACACACACACACACACACACUAAUGAACACAGCAGUGAGUCAACCUAUUUUUUUUUCCUUAAAAAAUUUUAAAUCUUUCAAAAUCAAAAAGAAACCGUAGCGUGUGAUGUGCUCUUGCGUGAUUGUCUGGUUCUCAGGUUAUGAGUGUUUUUGCUCUUUGUGAACAGAAGGCCUUGUUUCUUUUGGCCGCUCUUAAUCUCCUUUAGACUGAAACCUCUAAGAAAGCAUUCUGGCGGUUCCCUGUUGAUUUUUGUGGAUUUCCUGUACAAAAAUAAAUUGUGAUUUGCACCUAAAUGCCAAUGAGAACCAACUGCACUGAGUGUGGAUCACUGCACACUUAAACACUGUAACUAUAACUAAAUUUUUGGAACAGUACAGCGACCAAAAACUGUUUAUGUGUCUCCAUUUAACAGAAACAAAUACAACAUACUUUGCUGUAUUUGCAGUUCCUGGAUCAAAAUAAAAUUAUGAUUGCUUCUUAAUAUUGUCAAAUAUUGUAUACUGUACUAUGAACUACCC
This is a messenger RNA of Clarias gariepinus (North African catfish), 5262 nucleotides long. It is a transcript of the gene cntnap3, whose product is annotated as contactin associated protein family member 3. The transcript is spliced from 24 exons. The record is from RefSeq and is a predicted model, not a curated record. NCBI's taxonomy places the organism in Eukaryota, Metazoa, Chordata, Actinopteri, Siluriformes, Clariidae. Gene Ontology annotation, molecular function: calcium ion binding. Bases 43 to 3936 code for a protein of 1297 amino acids.